This is a messenger RNA of Nymphalis io (European peacock), 3927 nucleotides long. RefSeq names its product neuroendocrine convertase 2 (gene amon). Lineage: Eukaryota; Metazoa; Arthropoda; Insecta; Lepidoptera; Nymphalidae. Gene Ontology annotation, molecular function: serine-type endopeptidase activity. Bases 362 to 2299 code for a protein of 645 amino acids. Gene Ontology annotation, cellular component: trans-Golgi network; Golgi membrane. Gene Ontology annotation, biological process: protein processing. The record is from RefSeq and is a predicted model, not a curated record. The transcript has 14 exons.
UGCAGAUUAAUUGGAUAGUUUAUACAGCUGUAGAUAUCAUGUUUAACAUUGGAAAGAUUUUGAUCGAUAUACUACUAGUAUUUCAAUAUUAUCCUGAUAGUGUCACGGUAAUUAUGACGUGUGAGAAAUGGAUUUAAUGGUAGUUUUCAAUAUUAACGUGUGUAAGUUCUAAGUACGUAAGUUUCGUAAGUUCUAGGAAAAUAUUUAACUUAUAGCGUUUUGCUAAAAAUAAGGUCACCUGUGACGAGAUCACGAAUGUAGGUUGUUACAUCCACCAACAAUGCUCAUGAGUCCUUUUAUAAUCUGAGAAAAGGCUUGAGGCUUUGGGAGUUUCGCGCAUGCGUGGUUCCCGGGUCGAUAUAUGGUGACGUCAGUGGAAGUUCGGCUUCAGUCAGCCGCCCGUUGCCACAUCGCGAUCAUGUGGCUGCAAUGUAUCGCUGCGACGGUGCUGAUUGCCGCGGCUGCAUCCCGCGAAGUCUUCACCAAUUCGUUCCUGGUGCGGUUCAAGAGGUCGCUCGGCCACGAGGAAGCCCACGAGGUCGCCCUCCGCCACGGCUUCGAGAAUCUUGGCCCGGUCCUCGGCUCUGACACAGAAUGGCACUUCGCUCAUCGCGGUCUGCCUCACGCGCGCCCGCACAGAUCUAUUGCGCACACUCGUCUGCUGAAACGACAUCCAUUAGUUCAUACAGCAGUUCAACAGACUGGUUUCAAGCGGGUUAAGCGAGGUUUCCGCCCCCUUCGCUUGCCGGAAACCGUGCCAGCCGCUGAACCUCGUGAUCCCUAUUUUCCCCUGCAAUGGUACUUGAAAAAUACUGGUCAGAACGGAGGGAAGCCUAAGUUGGACUUGAACGUUGAAGCGGCCUGGGCUCAAGGGUACACUGGGGUUAAUGUGACCACCGCGAUUAUGGAUGAUGGAGUCGACUACAUGCAUCCAGAUCUGAAAUACAAUUAUAACGCAGAAGCAUCAUAUGAUUUUAGCAGCAACGACCCUUUUCCAUAUCCACGCUACACUGAUGACUGGUUUAACAGCCAUGGAACCCGAUGCGCUGGUGAGGUGGCAGCAGCGCGCGACAAUGGCGUGUGCGGCGUCGGUGUUGCUUACCACUCAAAAGUAGCUGGUAUAAGGAUGCUUGACCAACCUUACAUGACCGACCUCAUCGAGGCUAACUCCAUGGGGCACGAGCCUCACAAGAUUCACAUAUACAGCGCCUCGUGGGGCCCAACUGAUGAUGGGAGAACUGUUGAUGGACCAAGGAACGCUACAAUGAGGGCUAUUGUGAGAGGUGUCAAUGAGGGGCGAAAUGGAUUGGGUAACAUAUAUGUGUGGGCAAGCGGUGACGGUGGUGAAGAUGAUGACUGCAACUGUGAUGGUUACGCGGCUUCCAUGUGGACGGUAUCAAUAAACAGUGCAAUAAAUGACGGCCAGAACGCCCACUACGAUGAGUCUUGCUCAUCAACCCUCGCAAGUACUUUUAGCAACGGAGCACGAGAUCCAAGCACGGGGGUAGCAACGACAGAUCUAUACGGGAAAUGUACAGCGACUCAUUCUGGAACGUCAGCUGCUGCGCCUGAGGCGGCUGGAGUAUUCGCUUUGGCCCUUCACGCGAACCCAAAUUUGACAUGGCGAGAUAUUCAGCACUUGACGGUCUUAACUUCUAAAAGAAACUCCUUAUACGACGCAAAGGGUCGUUUUCAUUGGACUAUGAACGGCGUUGGGUUAGAGUUCAAUCACCUUUUCGGUUUUGGCGUUCUUGAUGCGGGUGCUAUGACUGCGUUAGCAGCUAACUGGCGCUCGGUCCCACCGCGGUACCAUUGUGAAGCUGGCUCCGUCAAUACUCAUACCGAAAUCCCAUCUGAAGAUAGUAUAACACUACAAAUUGAAACCACGGCGUGUGCAGGAUCACCUAGCGAAGUCAGAUAUUUGGAGCAUGUUCAAGCAGUAGUGAGUGCGAACGCGACGCGUCGAGGAGAUCUUGAAUUUUUUUUAACAAGUCCUAUGGGAACCAGAUCGAUGAUUCUUAGCAGGCGAGCUAACGAUGAUGACAGCCGUGACGGAUUUACUAAGUGGCCAUUUAUGACUACUCAUACUUGGGGCGAAUAUCCACAGGGGACUUGGACGCUUGAGGCUCGCUUCUCCGGCGGUUCUGGACCAAGUUCCGCAUCUGGCUGGCUGCGGGGCUGGUCGCUGGUGCUGCACGGCACACGAGCUCCCCCUUAUGCGCAGCUGCAACCCCAGGACCCACAUUCCAAGCUAGCCGUCGUCAAGAAGGCUCAUGAGGACAACGCGAUCGAAAAAUAGAUACUGAUUACGACGAUCUAGAAAUGAUUGGAUUGAUUUAUUUUUAUUCUUGCACAAUUUUAAUGAUUUGAGAUUAUAAUAAUUUUCGAAGAUUUCUUACGCUUUUUUAUGCCAUUGAUGAGUGUUAAGAUGUAUAAUCCGCUCGCGAUCAAAAUGGGAUGCGACCGUUUGGAACUGAUACACGCGUGGGCCGCCCGGGUGUGGUAGCGUCGGCAAACACGCGUCGAUGAGCGCGUGACGUCGUUACUUAUUUGUUUGUAUGGAUGUUUGCAGUUAUACAUACAUAUAAACGCUAACACACAUACAAUUAUGUUGGAAAGUUAUAGUUCAGAGUUACUUUGCUUUCGCUCGAUAACUAAUGUCCGAUUUACUUCGACAAAGUUAUAUUCCAUUCUCAUAGUGCGCGGAUUAACGUACCUAAUAUUUUCAUCUAUAUUAGAGUUGAAUGUUGGAAUGCUAAUAAGGGUAUGAGACAUAUGAUGGAUAACGAUGACUUGUUACUGGCGUUGUAGGGGCCAGGAGGCUGCCAGGGACCUAACCUUUAAGGGACUUUGCAGAUAUGCACUUUGCAGUAAGCGUGUAGGCCAUUUGACAAACUUGCAGUUAUUUAUGAUAUAGCUUAUAUACUAUAGCUUAACAUACAUAAUUUCUGUCAAAUUCUAUUGCUUGCCACACUCUUGACAACGUGGGCAUAAUAUACAAAGCUUGCCAGAGGCACUCAUAGCCCUACGACGCUCUUUGUUACAUCUGAAUGAGGUUCUUGGUCAGAAUAGGCUUUAAAACAUGAAUUUUGUUCAAUUUUUUUUUAUAAUCUGUUAUUGUAGACAAACUUUUUAAUUGCAAAUUAUUUAUUGCUGUCUCACGUGCCUACAAAUUUCAAUAAUUAUUUUACGCAUAAAUCCUAUAAUACUGUAAUUGUGAUAAUUUUUUUUUCAUUCAUAUACACGCAAAGUUUAAUAUAUAUACGCAAAGUAAUAUAGAUAAAUCUGAUAAAUAAUCAUUGUUGGUGGUAGUUUUUUUUGGUUGUGUAUUGUAUGUGUAUGAUGCUCGUAGAGCGGUAAAACAAAUUUGCUAUCUUUGCAACGUAAGUGUAUUAAAAUGAAACUUGAAAUUGUUUUUAAAAAUAAAUUCUCGUCUGUAUUCUAUAAAGUAUAAAUUGAGCGAUUUUUUAUUGAAAUCAAAAUUGGACUAUAUACCAAAUGAAUGUGUUUACUCAUACAUAUAAUUAUAUAUAUGUAUAUUUCUGUUUAUUUAAAUAAUGACCAACCGGACUGAAGAAUUUAAAUUCGUAAUAAAACUACCUCUGAGAUAAUUUUUGGAUAUUAAAAUAUAAAUGUCAAAAAACUCCUUUCAUUUCUAGAUCUUUGGGUGGUAGAUUGUAGAUAUCUCUAGCAAGACUUACUUCCAAAAUAAAUAAUCUUUAAUCAUAUUGGUAAUACAAUUUUCUUAAUACAAAUUAUAUUCAUUCAAACUCACCGUUUCAUAUACCUACAUAAGCGUCAUCAUAUUACAUCCCUUAAUAAAAACGAAUCAUAUGACAUGUAAAAUAGAUCUAUAUUAUUAGCGUAUAAUUUAAUUACGCAUGUGUUUUGUUUUAACUUUAUUUAUCUGCUAUCUUUUGUGUUCAA